AAAAUUACAAUGAAAAACAAUCUGUUUGUAUUCAUUGUUUUGGGAUUCGUGCGUAACAACGAGACCGCUGACAUCACAACAACUACGCCACAGAUAUCAAGUCCGAAUUUGCUCCGCUCUAUAUCAACUCCAUUCGGAAGUUCUCUUGACCGACCCAACCAAGACAGAAAUACGAAACUAGUGGGGAAGCUAUCUGAAAUGAUCAACAGACUUCAAAGAUGGGCGAAUGACAUAUCCAGGCAUCCUAAGCAGAAAAUCAAAUCGAGAGGAAAUGAGAACCAACGAUUCUUAUGUUUUGGGCAUGAAGUAUUUUGCAAAGAGCUGGUGUAUAUAAACAAUGCUGAAAAUUACUGGGAAGAUUAUGUAGAAAACAUGGAAGAGACUAAGGAUCCGAGCGAGACCUAUCUCCCAGUAGGAUUCUUGAACCCUCUCCUCGUUCAACAGUCGGAGAAAAUGUAUGAGAACCUGAACAAGAACUUGAAUAAAGACAAGAGUUAUCGCGCUUCCCUCUCUCGGAAUAAUGUACAGAAAACGAUGGCGGAUCGUGUGUUUUAGAAUGCUUUCGGAAGUUUGUACGUAAUUUAUAUAGUGGUCAACAAAUUAGUCGUUAGAGCUACCUUAGUUUUUUUAAUCAUUUUUUUUUUACUAUAAACUGUUAUUUAGUAAAGAAAAGUGUCAUAUAUUUUAACUUUAAAAUUUGAAUAUGUUCCAAUAUCGUCAUACAGAAUUUUUCUUCUGGAGAUUAUGGUCUUAAAAUGGCAUUGACCAUCCAGCUGUCUUUUAAAAACACAAAAAAAAAUAUUUAUAUUAAAAUGUUUUUUUUUCAUUCCUCGCCAUUUUUGGAGAAGAUACAUGUAGAUGUAUUACAAUGUACAAUUUGUCAUGUAUUUAUGUGAAAAUAAAUGUCAUUUAAAUGUAGUUACAAUAAUGGCUGCUUACAGAUGUACAUGUACAAGACACCCUGAUAUAAGAAAAUCACUCCUGCACACAGUCCUCACUUUCAUUAUAUAACAAUAUUUGACCUGAAAAUAUAUUUAAUAUUUUUUUGGAGAGAUACAUUGUUUAAGCCCUUACAAAUUUCUCAGUCAUGACGUGUAAUUCUGUAGCGGAUGCUUGAAGCUAUUGCACUACUAAUUUUUGAAAGUUUAAUAGAUCUACAGCAAAAGAAAUUAGAAUAUUUUGCAAAUAGCUAGUUUUUUUUAUUAAUUCUAUUUAUUCUUUCAAAAGCUCCUAAUAAUAGGGAUGUGUUACAUACCUUCUUAACUUUGUGUUUAAAAAAUGGUGAGAGUAUUAAGAUUUUAAUGUUGAUAAACAGAUUUCAUAUUGCAAGCGUGA
Molecule: messenger RNA, 1335 nt
Organism: Magallana angulata
Lineage: Eukaryota; Metazoa; Mollusca; Bivalvia; Ostreida; Ostreidae
Exons: 1
Coding region: 10-555 (181 amino acids)
Source: RefSeq, a predicted model, not a curated record